GAGCUGUCAACCGGAUCAAAGAAAUCAUCACCAAUGGUGUCGUCAAAGCAGCCACUGGGUCCAGCCCCACCUUCAAUGGGGCCACGGUGACCGUCUACCACCAGCCCGCCCCCAUUACUCCCUUGCCCCCAGCCGUGGGGCAAAAGACGCCUUUCCAGUCCGGCGGAGUAAGUAUUGCUAGAGGUGGAAUUUUUUCCAGCGUGGUAGCGUGAUGGACGGGACAUGUUCAGUUUAACUCUGCUCUCUGCUUCGGGUGGGUUGAU
This is a messenger RNA of Thamnophis sirtalis, 263 nucleotides long. Lineage: Eukaryota; Metazoa; Chordata; Lepidosauria; Squamata; Natricidae. The record is from RefSeq and is a predicted model, not a curated record.